This is a messenger RNA of Bubalus bubalis (water buffalo), 4655 nucleotides long. RefSeq names its product DDB1 and CUL4 associated factor 4 (gene DCAF4). Gene Ontology annotation, cellular component: Cul4-RING E3 ubiquitin ligase complex. The coding region runs from base 2655 to 3845 and encodes 396 amino acids. Gene Ontology annotation, molecular function: protein binding. The record is from RefSeq and is a predicted model, not a curated record. The transcript is spliced from 13 exons. NCBI's taxonomy places the organism in Eukaryota, Metazoa, Chordata, Mammalia, Artiodactyla, Bovidae.
CCUUAUUGGCAUAGCCCGUCAGAAGACGCGUCCAAUGAGAAAGGAGGGACGGCUGCCAUCUCCCUAUCCGCUGCGACAACGUGAGAGUGGACGCAACUAAGUGGCAGACGCUACCCUUCGGUCUUUCCGGGUCUUCCACGCUUCGCACCCGGCACCUGUGGACCCUGGGCCCGAGGGAGAGCCGGGAAAAAAUCCUCUGAUCGAGAGCUGAAAUGCAUCAAAGCAGCUGGAAGAGUAGAAGGCACAGGAGAAGGGGCCACCGACACAACGCUUGGUUCAGACAACAUGGCUCUAACGAGAGGCAAGUGCUGUUGCCCGGUGUCUUCCUAGCACGGCCAGCACGCUCACACACACGUAACUCCCUAAGGGUCUCGGCCAAAUGCAGCAUCUGGGGGGGUGGGGGGGGGGGUGACCAGUCUACACAUCUCACACGCUCCCACGGGGGUGGCUCUGCCGUGGACCAGCCCAUCUGCCACACUUUGAGUAGUGAGGAGAUGGCCACACUCAUCUUUCUCUUCCGUGUGACCAUGACCUGUGGCCAGGGCCCUAGCCACAGGCUUAAACACUGUCUGGUAUUACUGAGGAGCUGUUUCUCCAUUUUUUGGACCUUUUUUCUCUCUCUCUCUUUUUCAGCCUUGAAAAUAGCUUUCUUAGAAACCUAAUUUCAUUAAUUCAGCCUAAAUCCCAAGGAAGGCUAUGUAAUAUAUAAUAGCUAAUAUUUAAUGAAUACAGAAAGGUAUAAAGAAUAAUACAGUGAAUAUCAUGUACCUACCACCCAGCUUAGAAAAUAAAACAGCAUAUACUUAGGUGGAAUCCCUAUAAUAAACAUUUUCCACACUUGUUUUUCUGCAUGAAUGAAGUACAAACAGUCUAGUUUCAGGACAUGAUUCACCACACCCCACCCCAGGAGAGGAUACCUCCUCACAGUUCAGGGCUGCUGACCUGACUUCUGGCCCUAGGAGGUCUCUACAGCCCAUUCCUCGCCAAAGGAGACCUAUCUGCCAAUUUCAGAACUCUUCCACUCUCCAGAUCUCCUUUUAAAAUGGACAAAUUUCUAAUUAUAGAAUCAGAAGCUGUCGAAUGCCAGUAUGCUUCUCUAGAAUAGAUAAAGAGUAAAAAAAAAACCCUAAAAUUUAAAUUUUAAUAAGGCAUCAGAUUUUUGUGGAAGGAACAAGGGUGUUAGGAUAUCUGGGUUUGACACUGCGUUUUUCCUGUGUGAAAUCGAGCAAGCUACUUGGUCACCCUGAGUCACUCUUCUUAUACAGUGCUUCUCUUGCGAGGGUCACAGUAGUGUAUGUAAAGCCCCAUGAGGAUCCCUGGCUCUGAGCAGGCCUCCUGUAUGGGCAGGCCUCACCUGGUUCAAGCUAAUAGGGACUCUGAGCUGAAAUCCCAAACUUGACCCGUGCUGUAGAAAGAUGAGGAUAGUACCCAGUGCUGAUACGUUGUAUAAGGAGAACCAUGGGCCCCAGGCCUUCCCCCAAGAGCACAACAUGCACUAGAAUGUGGUCUGUGUAAGAAGAGUACCUUGACUCAGCCUGGCAGAGUCGUGUGGAAACACGCAGGAUGGCAGUCCUCUGCACUCCACGUGGAAAGAAGGGAACCGCAGUCCUUGGACUAGAAAUGUAGACAUCUGUCAUGACACUUAAUCCCUCUCUGUCUUGCUGCUGAUAACAGAUGAACUGCCUCGGGAAGCUCUGGGCCAUAAAAAGGGAGAAUAAAUAAUAUUCUCUGAAACUGUAUUGUAUUUAUAGGCAAAAAGAAAGUUAUUUGAUUUUUUUUUUUUAUGCUUUUUUUGCAGUUUGUAUUCCUUUCAGUGUUAUAGGGGGCAGGGAAAGUUCAUAAUUUUGGACUUUAUCAGAAUUCUAAAAUUAGGUCUUUUGUUCUAUCAUUAUAUCCUUCAGCCUAUAAUUGCCACAGGAGCUGCUUGUAGCUUUGCAGAAUGAGUCUUUAAACCAUGGGUCUGUCCCAGUGUUGUUGAGGAAAUCACCUCUGUGCCCGAACCCCAGUUUCUCCAACUGUAGGCUUGGGUAGCCAAGUAAAAUAUAAAUUCUUUGUACGGCUGAAUCCAGUAAAGACUCGAAUUCACCUGGCCUUGUAGCUACUCUUGAGCUGACAGAUGAGCCCAGCUGGUAAAAUUCUUAUUGGCCAAGAGUUCUGUUCUCAUUUUCAUCUGGAAAAUUCCAAAAGACCUCAGAAAAUGCUCAAAGGAGGAGAUACAAAAGGGGCAGUACUGUGACCUGCAUCCUGUAAAGGGUGAGAAGCCAAACCUUGCCCUGACUUUGGAAUAUUGGCAGUAGGUAAACUGCUUCCAAGGAAGAGAAGGGUCAGUGCCUCCCAAGUAAUCGAGGGUUGGGAAUGUGAAGGCUGUGGAACUGCAGGACCCCACGGUCAGAGAAUGACUGGGACUCACUGGCCGCAAGUUACUCUUGCAGGAAGGACGCAGGGGCGCAGCAGAGCCCGCAGGGUUCCAGCGAUGGCCAUGGUGAGGCCCCCUCGACCUCCAGCUCAGCUGGCAGCUCUUCUGUGCCAGAGCUCUUUUGAUGUAAGAUCUACCAGGUUAUUACUUUGAUCCUGAAAAGAAGCGCUACUUCCGCUUGCUGCCUGGCCAUAACAACUGCAACCCACUCACAAAGGAGAGUAUCCGGCAGAAGGAAAUGGAGCGCAAGAGGCUGAAGCUGCUAGAGGAAGAGAAGCAGCAGGGAAAGAAAAUAGCCAGGUUGGGAUUCAAUGCAUCUUCCUUACUCCAGAAAAGCAAGCUGGGUUUUCUCAACGCCACCAGUUACUGCCGUUUAGCCCACGAGCUGCGAGUGAGCUGUAUGCAGAGGAAAAAAGUCCAAAUUCAGAGCUCGGAUCCCUCCGCUUUGGCAAGUGACCAGUUUAACCUGAUAAUGGCGGAUACCAACAGUGACCGGCUCUUCACUGUGAACGAUGUCAAAGUCGGGGGCUCCAAGUACGGCAUCAUCAGCCUGCACGGCCUGAAGACCCCCACGUUCAGGGUGCACAUGCACGAAAACCUCUAUUUCACCAACCGGAAGGUGAACGCCAUGUGCUGGGCCUCGCUGAAUCACCUGGAUUCCCACGUUCUGCUGUGCCUCAUGGGAAUUGCAGAGACUCCAGGCUGUGCCACCCUGCUCCCCACGUCACUGUUUGUCAGUAAUCAUGCAGCAGGAGACCGGCCUGGCAUGCUCUGCAGUUUCCGGAUCCCCGGGGCCUGGUCCUGCGCGUGGUCCCUGAACAUCCAGGCAAACAACUGCUUUAGUACAGGCUUGUCUCGGCGAGUCCUGGUGACCAGCGUGGUGACGGGACACCGGCAGUCGUUUGGGACCAGCAGUGACGUCUUGACCCAGCAGUUUGCUAUCACGGCUCCUUUGCUGUUUAACGGCUGUCGUUCUGGCGAAAUCUUUGCCAUUGAUCUGCGUUGUCAAAAUCAGGGCAAGGGCUGGAAGGCCACCCGCCUGUUCCACGACUCUGCAGUGACCUCUGUGCAGAUUCUCCAAGAAGAACAGUGCCUGAUGGCGUCCGACAUGGCCGGAACGAUCAAGCUGUGGGACCUGAGGACCACCAAGUGCAUCAGGCAGUACGAAGGGCACGUGAACGAGUAUGCCCACCUGCCCCUGCACGUGCACGAGGAGGAAGGAAUCGUGGUGGCAGUGGGCCAGGACUGCUACACGAGAAUCUGGAGCCUCCACGACGGCCAGCUACUCAGAACCAUACCCUCCCCAUACCCCACCUCCAAGGCCGACAUCCCCAGCGUGGCCUUCUCUUCUCGGCUUGGGGGUGCCCGGGGAGCACCAGGGCUGCUCAUGGCUGUCCGGCAGGACCUUUACUGCUUCUCCUACAGCUAACUCUGCAGGGUGCGGCCUGGAGGGGUGUGAAUGUUACUCAAGGGAGCUAAGGUAGCCGUAUUUUUGCCACAAUUGCUGUUUCCAGUGAGGGCAUUUUAAGUGGGUCAUCUGUGUGCACAUGUACCACCCAUCCAGCUGCGGAGGAAGAGGUGCUAUGUUUUAUGUGGAGAUACUUCAGUAAAGUGAUCUCGGUUAAGUUGUGAGCCUUGAAAGUCCUUUUCACAAAAGGUGCCUAUUUCUUGUUGAAUUCCUUAGCAUCUCUCUCCCCCUUUUUUUAACAAAAAAUAAUUUUCUAAAGGCUGAAGAUAGACAGUAACUAAAGCUGCUUUUUUCACCAAAAGCCCUUUCAAGAAGCCUGAUGAGACUAUUAGUAGUCAGUGCCUGGGUCCCAGAAAGACAUCCUUGAGAAAGCCAGGUGAGAAGAAGGGAAAGUCAUUUCUCUGAGUCUCUAGAAGAAGAUUUUUAAGGCUGAGUUGGUCAUCAUUAAAUUAGCCUUCUCAAACUCACUCAACACCAGUGUCAGAUCUCUCAGAUUCUCAUUUAUUACCAUUCAUUGGCUUUCAAAAGAAAGGUGGAUCCUUUCAGAUGCUAGGCAGGCCUUAGCGUGCGUUUCUUGAAGCACCUUCCAGAAUGUUAGAUACAGCAGCUCCUGUAUUUAUCGUGGUGACUUGAACAUCCAUUCAAGGGCCCCAAUUCAAAGAAAACGGGCUUGGCCUUUUUGUAAUCCAAGAGAAGUGGUUUGUGAGAUGUUUAUACAGAGUGUUAAUAUAAAGAGCGGGUCUUUCUACCAGAUAAAGAACCACAACAUGG